CAAAUCUCUCUCAUCGGGGGGCGCCUGUGUGAAGACGUGUCCAGCAAGAGCUCCAAGCAAAAUCCGGCUAAGAUCGGCCAAAGAACCGCUAAAUACCGCACAAGCCGACGCCAAAAAGCUCCCACAAAGGGUAACUCAAUGGGGAAACGGUCCCUAAAUAAACAGAAUGCCUCAGGACAGGGCUCCCAAGAUAUUGGGGACUGCCGCCACAGGGGAUACCUCAUCAGAAGAGGAGCUGUCCAUGGAUACCCUCAACGAGCUACCUCAGAGCUGAGGCUAAACCACAUUUCCUCGGAGGAAGAGGACGACACACCAGCAACUAAAAGGGACAUCAAGUCCUUACUUAAAGACAUACGAUCCCUAUUCCAAGCGAUUAUCAGGGAAGACAUACACUCCCUGACGGGCAGAGUCAAACUAACAGAGGACGUUGUCUCAGGCCUACUUACCUCACAAACCGCACUGCGGGAAGCACAAGCCACAACCAGCUGGGCUCAAGAAAGUCUGGCGACGAAGAUGGCGGAUUUAGAAGACAAGAGCCGGCAAAAUAAUAUUAAGCUGAGGGGAGUACCAGAAGAAGUGGCCACAAACGAGCUACCUCAAUACCUAAGCCGACUGUUCUACCACCUGCUACCGCCCAAGAGAGAAAAAGCCAUCAUAAUUAACACUGCUACCGCCUACCCAAAUCGCCUAACAUCCAAGAUACACCAUCAAGGGACCUGA
Messenger RNA from Pelobates cultripes (western spadefoot toad), 720 nucleotides. NCBI's taxonomy places the organism in Eukaryota, Metazoa, Chordata, Amphibia, Anura, Pelobatidae. The record is from the annotation of a GenBank genome assembly.